Charadrius vociferus (killdeer) is the source of this 531-nucleotide messenger RNA. RefSeq names its product interleukin-20-like. The transcript is spliced from 5 exons. The coding region runs from base 1 to 531 and encodes 176 amino acids. Lineage: Eukaryota; Metazoa; Chordata; Aves; Charadriiformes; Charadriidae. The record is from RefSeq and is a predicted model, not a curated record.
AUGAAGGGAUCCCACUUGCUCCUCUGCCUCUUCUCCACGUCCUGCUGGUUGAAUUUGAUGCUGACAGCUGGGAACAAAAUCUUCCACUUUGGACCCUGCAGAGUUUCAAUGAGUGUGACUGAGAUUAGGUCUGGUUUCACCGCAAUCAAAGCCAACAUUCAAGCCAGAGACCCCAUCAGGACCCUCAGCAUCUUGUCUUAUCCGCAUUCUCUGCACAAGGUUAAGUCAUUAGAUAGAUGCUGCAUCACCCAUCACCUCUUCAACUUCUACGUGGACAAAGUCUUCAAACACUGCAAGACUGAGGAUUCGUUUGUCAACCGAAAAAUCAGCAGCAUAGCCAACUCCUUUCUCAGCGUGAAGAGGAAACUCGGGCAGUGUCAUGAACAGAAUAAGUGCGUGUGUGGACAGGAAUCCACUGAGAAAUUUAAGCAAAUACUUGCAAACUACGAAGGGCUGAACAUCACAUCUGCAGCAAUUAAAUCCCUGGGUGAGCUGGACAUCCUACUAGACUGGGUGGAGAAAUCUCAUUAG